Messenger RNA from Sporothrix schenckii 1099-18, 438 nucleotides. RefSeq lists its product as uncharacterized. The transcript is spliced from 2 exons. The record is from RefSeq and is a predicted model, not a curated record. The coding region runs from base 1 to 438 and encodes 145 amino acids. NCBI's taxonomy places the organism in Eukaryota, Fungi, Ascomycota, Sordariomycetes, Ophiostomatales, Ophiostomataceae.
AUGCAGCCGUUCAUUCUCCUCUCGGCUGCGGCCGCUGUUGUCGGCUCGUUUGCCAGCAUCGCCCAAGCAACACCAAUACCUGAGGAUGAGGAUUCGACAGAAGUAGGACAAGACUGGCAUAGCCUGCCCACUCGCCUCACUCGUUUUACAGUCAUCAAAUCUGCUCAAACACGACCAAUCGAUCACCGGACACCGGAUAUACCUGAACAAUAUCCCGACGAGAGCAACGAGGACGAUGCAGGUGCUCGUUCGACGACAACGUUGAAUGUCGAUGGCCGCCCCUAUUCAAUAGCACCUACCACCGCCACGGAUGGUUCUCCUCUUUGCAGGACUCGUCAAACACGUACCAGCGAACAUGUCAGUGGCCCGGCGGAGUUGUCUCCGAGUCCUUUCGUUGUUCCUCGACCUUUUGUCUCGCAACCGGACGACACAGAAUAG